AUGUUCACUACACGGUCGCCUGCCAAAUUCAUCAUUCGGCACCAGAAUGAGGGUUAUACGGAGAACAGGAUCGCACACGAAGCCGAGGAUGUAUUUCUUGGCUUCGAUCGAGUCCCGAUUUAUCACAAGAUCAAAUUCUGCCUUCGAGAUCCUCAUGGGUGUGAACUUGCUCAAGAUAUCCUCGAUGUCGCACACUGUUGCCCGCUCCAUACUCCACCACCUCCACGGGAGGUGGUGGAGUAUGGAGCGGGCAACAGUGUGCGGGAUUACCUAUUCCUGCUCGCUUCGAUACAGUACUUAUUGAUGUUGGUGCUAAUGGGCAUCCUGGUGCCAAAGGUUUGCGCUGUUUUUUGGAUUCCUGACCGUGUACUCAAUGAACUUUUUCCCGCCACACAUCCGCCACGCCACCUUGCAUAUGUGGAGUGGUUCAAACCUUUCACGCUUCCUAAUAGUAAUCAUUGUAUGUACAAACUCAAGCGUGUCUUGCAGAACGGUGUGCGCUCUGCGGGUAUCAUUCCUGUUGCCAGCAUCCGUCGUACUGUACACCUGUUUCCGCAGUUCGGCCCUCAUUUUCCAGAUGGCUAG
Messenger RNA from Stereum hirsutum FP-91666 SS1, 585 nucleotides. RefSeq lists its product as uncharacterized. The record is from RefSeq and is a predicted model, not a curated record. The coding region runs from base 1 to 585 and encodes 194 amino acids. The transcript has 2 exons. NCBI's taxonomy places the organism in Eukaryota, Fungi, Basidiomycota, Agaricomycetes, Russulales, Stereaceae.